This is a messenger RNA of Emiliania huxleyi CCMP1516, 1077 nucleotides long. RefSeq lists its product as hypothetical. The transcript has 2 exons. NCBI's taxonomy places the organism in Eukaryota, Haptophyta, Isochrysidales, Noelaerhabdaceae. The record is from RefSeq and is a predicted model, not a curated record. The coding region runs from base 1 to 1077 and encodes 358 amino acids.
AUGGUCGCCGGGUCGGAGAGGGCGUGCAAUUGGUUUCCAGACGAGUACACCGUGAAAAAGAAAAAAAUUAUGCCAACGCUCGCGCUCGCUAGCGGCACUGCGAGGACGGCGCCCGGCGGACUGCUCCAGCACGCCAUCGAGCUGCGGGACGCCGGCUUCACCGUCAUCCCGGACGCCGGCCUGAGCGCUGAGCUUGUGUCCGACGCUCGAGCUGCCGUCUCGUCGGAGCUCUCUCGCCACCACGACAGGCUGAGCCAGCUUGGGCUGGACCCAAUCGAGAGCGACUACGCCUGGAUCGAGAUCGACAAGCGGCACCGCGGCCGGUAUAGCCUCAGGCCGACACAGCGGUCUGCGUGGACGAAGCUGGUGCAGGAGGCGGUGGGUGCCGCGGCUCCGGUGGUGGAGGCGCUCCACUCGCUGCCCGCAAACGGGGACGACGGGAUGCUGCCUGAGUACACGCCUCCGUGGUCGCGCGCCCUGCUCGAGGCAGCCUCUUCGCUCCUCCCUCCUCGCCCGGCGGUCGACCAGCUUGGCGCCAUCGUGAGCAGCCCCGGCGCAGGGGCGCAGCGCUUCCACGCCGACGCGGGCGACACGCAUCUCCGACUCGCGAGGCUGAGCCGGAGGCACCGCCUCUUCAACGUCUUCGUGCCCUUGGUCGACCUCGCAGAGGGCGGCGAUGGGACGAUGUUCUGGCCCGGCUCGCAUCUGGAGCGGAAGCGGCUCGGUUACGAGGCGGCGAGGCUCGACGCGUGCCGCUCGUACCUCCUCGAGCGAGACGCGGCGGCGAUGGCGGAGAUGGCGGUGCCAGCUUGCCCUGCGGGCGGGCUCAUCCUCUUCGACUUUCGACUGCAGCACAGAGGCAUGCCAAACGACUCGACGCGGGAGAGGGCCCUCGCGCACGCCGUGCUCGCAACCGGAGGGGCCUUUGACAGGCUCGGCUCCGAGGAGGCGCCCAGCCUGCUGGCCGCUGCAGAGGCGCUGUCGGCAGACCCCGCGGAUCGGCGCGCGCAGCUCGAGGCGAUCGGCAGGCAGCAGAGCGGCUGGUGGGAGACGCAGCAGACAAACUCCGCGCGGUGA